AUGGCGUUACACAAUUACAUUUACCUCAAACACAAGUCACAUGACCCUGAGUGCCACACGCUCAUUGCGCGGGACCACGACAAUAGACCACUUCCUCAAGAGAGGGCGCUUCCACAAGCGUCUAGGGCAGCUACCGCGACCUCUGAACUCCCGGCGGAGGCCGAGAACAGGACAAAAUCUAAAGCGCAAACUGUAAAAACAGACAAGGAGGAGUGCUGCGGCGAUUGCCAAGGCAAAUGUGACACUCUUCAAUGGUAG
Molecule: messenger RNA, 258 nt
Organism: Lachancea thermotolerans CBS 6340
Lineage: Eukaryota; Fungi; Ascomycota; Saccharomycetes; Saccharomycetales; Saccharomycetaceae
Product: KLTH0D18018p
Exons: 1
Coding region: 1-258 (85 amino acids)
Source: RefSeq, a predicted model, not a curated record